Messenger RNA from Rangifer tarandus platyrhynchus (Svalbard reindeer), 432 nucleotides. The record is from the annotation of a GenBank genome assembly. NCBI's taxonomy places the organism in Eukaryota, Metazoa, Chordata, Mammalia, Artiodactyla, Cervidae.
AUGAGCGUUUCUUGCCCUAGACGUGAGGGGCAGACGUGUGGCAGAGGGGAGACUUUCCUGAGCACGCAGGCAGAAGUGACGGUGCAGGACAGCAGAGCUGCGUUCCGAGGCGGGUCGGGCAGCUCCCUCGGGGACAAACAUGACCAUGGAAGCACAGGCGAGGACCCCGCCCGGGAACCCCCCAGGGACAGCCUGGAGAGCCGACCUGCCCCAGUCCCCACGCGGCGCACUGUGGGCCUGGGGGGCUGGGGACCCGGAGAGGGAGCCUGCCCGCCAGUCUCUGACCUGCCGCUGGACUCAGGGGACGGAGUGUCCUUGCGCCCACCUGGGGUGCGGGGACCCCUGGACCGAAGGCCACAGAGGACCUUCCUUUUGUGCACAUCCCUCACGUCUCUCAGGAAACAGGCUGCUGCACCCUCUCGACGAGGUUGA